AUGAUGGAAAAGAAGAAUAUUGGUGUUGUGAGUAUUGGUACCCGAGGUGAUUUUCAACCAUUCAUUGCCUUUGCAUUAGCUUUACAGGAAAGAUUGCCCGAAUCACAAGUUUACUUGAUCAGUAAUUCAAUCUAUGAUCAAGUUGCUGCUCAGAUUAUUCAUGGUAGAAAAUCAAAACUCUUAUUCAGAGGUUUGAGUGGUAAUCCGAGAGAGACCUUGGAUCAUCCAGAAACAAAGAAGGCCCUAAAGACUGGUGAUUUGAGUAAGUUAGAAUUAAACAAGCCAACGGAGGAUUUGAUUAAGAAGUGCAUGGUCGACUUGAUAGAUUUGAGCGUGAAUCAAAUCAAGUUUGAUUGGUUUAUUAGUGCUCCGAUGACAUUCCCUGUUGUGUGGAUGCUUAGUGAAAAGUUUGAAAUUCCAAUUGAUUGUAUUGCUUUGGUUCCUGAUGCUCCAACUGAAGAUUUCCCAUUCUGUGUGGUUUCGGCUUCAAGUUUGGGAGCUGAACAAAAUUUGGCAACCUAUGAAAUGAUUUACAGUGUUGGAUUUCAAAUGAUGCAACACUUGUUCAAUGAACAGAGAGAAUUAUUGGGACUCCCAAAGAUGACUCAAAGUUGGAAUAGCAUGAGAGAAAAGCUCAAUAUGCCUCUCUUGUUUGCAUGCUCUAAACAUUGCUUUGAUAAUCAAAAACCAUCCAAAUAUAGAGACAAUGUUGAAUUGACUGGAUAUUUAGAAUUGAAAUCUGAGGGAGAAUCACUCUCUCAAGAAUUGGAAGAGUUUUUACAAGUUGGCCAAGCUCCAAUCUUUUUAUCAUUCGGUUCAAUGCCAGCACUCGAUCCGUUCCAAUUAUUUGAAUUGGCUCAUGAUGUACUUGUAAAACAUGACUCGAAGAGAGUCGUCUUGUCCUGUGGCUGGACAAAUAUUGAUUCAAUCUUUACAGAUUUGAAGGAACAUAAAUAUGAACAAGAACAAUCCACAACCUUCUCUGAAGAGGAAUCCACCAAAUACGAAUCAAUUCUCUCCAAUAUGAGAGAUUUAAUCACAGAGAAGAGACUGCUAAUUAUUAAGGAAGCUCCAUACUAUUUGCUCUUCCCUAAUUGUGCAGCCAUAGCCCAUCAUUGUGGAGCUGGUACAACUGGAGCAGCUGUUGUAGCUGGAACACCACAUUUACCAAUUCCAAUCUUCCUUGAUCAACCAUUCUGGGGACAAAGAAUGUUCGAUCUUGGUGUUGGUUCUUCUCCAAUCUUGUUCAAGGAUUUGACCAGUGACAAGUUAAACGAAGCAGUGAGUUAUGUAUUGGAUGGAGAGAAGAGUGAAUCUAUCAGAAACAAGGCACUUGAAAUUAAAGAACUCAUAGAAAGAGAUGAGGCUGAUCCUUGUGAAAUCAAUGUCAAUAUUUGCUUGAAAAAUUAUUGUAAUCAUCCAUUCAUCGUUCCAAAACAAGAGCUCGAAUAA
This is a messenger RNA of Naegleria gruberi, 1452 nucleotides long. RefSeq lists its product as uncharacterized. Bases 1 to 1452 code for a protein of 483 amino acids. Gene Ontology annotation, molecular function: UDP-glycosyltransferase activity. The transcript has a single exon. The record is from RefSeq and is a predicted model, not a curated record. Lineage: Eukaryota; Heterolobosea; Eutetramitea; Acrasida; Naegleriidae.